AUGGCUUCUGCGAACCUCCCAACCACUAUCCGGGCUGUUUAUCAGAUCGACCCCAAACUCACAACUCUCAAACUCCAGCAAACUCCCCUCCCCAAGCCUUCUGGUCCCGAUGACCAUCUCAUCAAGAUCAAAGCCACAGCACCUUGCCUCGGUGAACUAGGUUGGGAAAUCAACUACCCAUCGAUUUUCCCGCCGAACCGAGAGCGUGUUCCCGGAACUGAGGCUGCUGGCAUUGUCGCUACUUCACCAGAGUCUAGUCCUUUUAAGCCUGGCGAUGAAGUGUACUUCCGUCUUCAUGCUAGAUUCCCAGGAUGUCUGCGAGAAUACACAAUUGCUCAUACUGAGGAGCUGGCAUUGAAGCCCAAGUCGCUCGACUGGGUUGAGUCCACCGCAACGCCACUCAGCACAUUGACUGCGUGGCAAGGAGUGUUUACUCAAGGAACUCUCAACAAGCACGGCAUUCGAGGUGAUGCCGAUGCAAGGGCUUAUAACAGCAAGCUGAGAGUCCUGAUCACUGGCGCCGGAGGCAGCGUCGGAACCUGGGCAGUUCAGUUUGCCGCAGCUGCAGGUGCCGGCUCUGUCGUUGCCCAAUGCAGUGGCGCAAAUAUCGAGGCGGCCAAGAAGGCCGGAGCCACAGAAAUCAUCGAUUACAAGAAGCAGUCCAUUGACGAGUGGGCUAAGGAAGACCCCUCUCGUGAGGUGGACCUCAUCCUGGACUGCCUUGGUGGACCGACUCUGGCUUCAUGCUGGUCUGCGGUCAAGGAGAAUGGUACCUUGUUGAGUGUUGUCGGUGGACCAGAUGAACUAAAGCCAGAGUCCGUGACAAAGAAGCUGGCCAAGAGCACCUGGUUCCUCAUGGACUGCAAGGGCGAGGACCUGAAGGAGAUUGCCGACUUUAUUGAUGCGCGCGGACUGAAACCCCAGAUUGAUAGCGUGGUUGAGUUUGAGCAGUUCCAGGAAGCUUAUGACAAGGUCGAGCAGAAGAAGGCAAAGGGCAAGGUUGUCAUUAAAGUUGACAUUUAAGUGAAGAAGAUAAAACGAUGAUAGUGAUGAAAAUAUUGAUCAUGUAGCUACUUGAAUGAUGAAAUAACGUCUGAUUG
Messenger RNA from Trichoderma virens Gv29-8, 1100 nucleotides. RefSeq lists its product as uncharacterized. NCBI's taxonomy places the organism in Eukaryota, Fungi, Ascomycota, Sordariomycetes, Hypocreales, Hypocreaceae. Gene Ontology annotation, cellular component: mitochondrion. The transcript has a single exon. The record is from RefSeq and is a predicted model, not a curated record. The coding region runs from base 1 to 1023 and encodes 340 amino acids. Gene Ontology annotation, molecular function: oxidoreductase activity.